This is a messenger RNA of Fusarium vanettenii 77-13-4, 1017 nucleotides long. RefSeq lists its product as uncharacterized. Gene Ontology annotation, biological process: methylation. Bases 1 to 1017 code for a protein of 338 amino acids. Gene Ontology annotation, molecular function: methyltransferase activity. The transcript is spliced from 3 exons. Lineage: Eukaryota; Fungi; Ascomycota; Sordariomycetes; Hypocreales; Nectriaceae. The record is from RefSeq and is a predicted model, not a curated record.
AUGGCCUUCUCAUUCAAUCCUACAGCUCAAGACUUUCACCCUGUUGGGAGCCAAUCCGAAACUCCCGAGUUACCUGAUCUUGAACACGCAUCUAUGUGCGAUGGUGCUGAAAUCUCCGAAGUCGAAAGGGGUGGCCAGUAUGCCAUCACUGCGUAUCUCAAAGAGAACGGGUGGGAGAGCUCCAAAGGCGAUGCACACUUCAACAAGCAACGACGAGUCGCAGACGAGCCCACUGAAAAAGACGCUCGCUUCUUCUACAACAUGAUGCAAAAGAUGGGACGGGACAUGAACAAGGCCACACGAGCUUUUGACUUGUCCGGAGUCAAGAAGCCAGCCUUGCUGGACAUGUGCAUGGCUCCAGGUGCCUUUCUUGUACAGAUCUUGGACAAAUACCCCAAUGCCCAAGUCAGAGCCAUGAGCCUCCCCCUCAAGGAUGGAGGCCACCAGGUUAGGCUAGGCCACCACAAUGUCGCCGUCGAAUUUCGAGACAUCACCAUGUUGGCAGCCGACAUGAGCAUGCAGAUAGAGGAUGUACCAGCAUCUGGGCCUGAUCCAGGCAAUCUUGAGUUCGCAAAGGUCUUUUCUGAUUCCGAAAGAUUCGACCUUGUCUUGUGCGAUGGUGCCGUUCGACGCACGCAUCAACGGACAACAUGGAGAGAGGGCCGCGAGGCUACCCGUCUCACAAUCACGCAGCUUGCGAUCGGCCUCGAGCACCUCAACAAUGGCGGCACUAUGGCAGACAGCAUCUCAGCCAAGACACUAGUUCUGGAAUGGAAGAAAAAGUACAAGGUUGCUACAGUUGGCGCAGAUGAGGAAUACUCAAAGAUUCAAAAAGUGAGCAACCACGACGCGCAGGCUGCCCUAGAUGAGUUUGGGAAGGAGUUUAUAGUCAUGGGACGCAAGAUCUGGAAGCUUCAGGCGGAGUCCUUGGCAAAGGCCUCGUUUAUGAAGUCUGAACACGGGAGUCAGGGCAAGGGAGAUCAAAGCGAGGGCAUCGGACAGAAGGACAGGUUCUAG